AAAAUAUCUUGAGAACAGGACUUUUAUUUCCUCAUUCUCAAAUUUUAUUUUCAAUUGAUAACCUUUAAUCAAUGAGAAUAACAGGUGUAUAGACGCAAAACGCUUCUUCAGGAAAACUAUCUUUCAGAUUUACUUCUUUCAAUCCAGAAUGAGUCUAAGAAAUUUUGACAACAUUCCUGUUAUGCGAAAACCUGAUGAAUCUCCAGGAUUUUAUCUAAACAAACUGGAGAGAUUAAUCGAAGAGAAAUAUAAAACAAAAUUCAAUAAUUAUUGGGAAUUUCACAAAUGGACAACUGACCAUCUAUCUGAAUUCUGGUCCGAAUUUUGGGAUUUUACUGGAAUAAUACAUUCGAAGAGAUUUGAUGAGGUGAUAGAUUGCACAGUUCCUAUGUCCGAUUUUCCCGAAUGGUUUAAAGGCGCUAAGCUUAACUUUGCAGAAAAUCUUCUGAAAUUCAGAGAUAACCGUACAGCUAUAAUAGAAGCAGGUGAAGAUAAAGAACCCAGAUACAUUACAUUCGCUGAAAUGUAUGAAGAAUCUAAAUUGUAUGCUGCUGCAUUUAGGAAAUUUGGCAUUAAGAAAGGAGAUGUUGUUGCAUGCUAUGUGUCUAAUCGACCAGAACCACUUUUCGCAAUGCACGCUACAGCAAGUAUUGGGGCAAUAUGGACAGGAGCUCUACCGCUUUUUGGAGCGCAAGCUGUCCUGAACCGCUUGAAGCAAGUGAGUCCAAGGAUCUUGUUAACCAUCGACAGGUUUCCUAACGACAGAGAAGAAAUAGACAUGCUUCCGAAAAUAAAAGAAAUUGUUAAUAAUUUACCAUCUGUGGAAAAAGUCAUAAUUAUUCCCUCGAAGAAAGAAUCUAAACAGAAAGAUAUAAGCAACAUUCGAAAUAGCUGCUUUCUAGACGAAUUUUUGAAGCUUGGAAUGGAUGAAAACGGAUCUGUUCCGGAAAUGGAAUUUGAACAAGUCUCAUUUUCACAUCCUGUUUUCAUAAACUUUACAUCUGGAACAACUGGUUUACCAAAGGCCAUGAUGCACGGGAGUGGAGCUUUAAUGCCCACUGCUAAGGAUUUUUGGAUACAGAUGGAUUCUGACAGAGACAGCAUUUGGUUUUCCAUGUCUCCGGUAGGAUGGGUAUCGUGGAAUAUGACUUGUGCCCUCCAUUUCUGUGGAAUCGGUGUACUUUUGUAUGAAGGCGUUCCUUACUAUUUAAGUCCAACCUACUUUUGGGACUUGGUGGCCGACCAUAAACUCACCCAUCUGUUUCUCCCAGCCAAUGUCGCAGAUGAUUUAGAGAAAUUCGGAUACAUUCCAACGGAAAGGCAUGAUCUGAGCCAUCUUAAGGCUGCUAUGGCAGGAGGAAGCAUUGUAAAACCUCAAGCAUACGACUUCUUUUAUAAAACUGUCAAGAAGGACAUAUUCUUUUGCGCAACUUAUGGUAGCACAGAAGUGACUGGAACUUGCAUCUCUAUGGAGAAGUCAGUGCCGAUAUAUCGAGGGGAGAGCCCGGUUGCUGCGAUAGCAGUAGAUAUGCAAUGCGUUAAUGAGAAAGGUGAACCCGUCGAAGGCGAAUAUGGAGAACUGAUUAUAGCAAAGCCUGCACCAUUUUUACUUCUAGGAUUAUGGGGUGAUACAGACGGAUCUCGCGCUAGGAAAAGUUAUUACGAAAAAUUUUCAGGAAAAUUUGCAAUGGGUGAUUUUGCUGUUGUUAAUCCAGUCACAAAAGGAUUUGUUAUCUGCGGGAGAAGUGAUGAUACUCUAAAGCAAAGAGGCACACGGUUUGGUUCGUCAGAAAUUUAUAAUGCAGUGGAUGUAUUCGUUGAAGUUCGGGACUGCAUUUGCGUUUCGCAAUAUAACAAAGACCUAGAUGAAAGAGCAGUACUUUUUCUCAAAAUGAAUGAAGGCUUCUCCUUUAAUGACGACAUCGUAAAGAGGAUAAAAGAAGCAAUCACCAAAGAGCUCACAUCCGCACACAUACCAGACGUUAUACUGGAAAUUCAAGACAUUCCUUAUAGCAUCAAUGGAAAGAAAAUGGAAAUAAUUGUGAAGAAUAUUAUAAACAAGAGACCAUACAACACAGAUAACGUCAUGAAUCCAGAAUGCUUGAAGAAUUUCUGUAAUAUACCAAUACUGCAAGAAGACUUUUAAUGUUUCCUCAUUCAGUUGUAUUUUUUUCAACACAUCAAUUCUAAAAACGCAGAAUUAUUGGAUCUAACCGCUAUGUACAAAUAAAUUUUCUGUUAAA
Messenger RNA from Argiope bruennichi, 2243 nucleotides. Its product is annotated as acetoacetyl-CoA synthetase-like. Gene Ontology annotation, biological process: lipid metabolic process. The transcript is spliced from 18 exons. Gene Ontology annotation, cellular component: cytosol. Lineage: Eukaryota; Metazoa; Arthropoda; Arachnida; Araneae; Araneidae. The coding region runs from base 149 to 2146 and encodes 665 amino acids. The record is from RefSeq and is a predicted model, not a curated record. Gene Ontology annotation, molecular function: acetoacetate-CoA ligase activity.